This is a messenger RNA of Galleria mellonella (greater wax moth), 2239 nucleotides long. RefSeq names its product guanine nucleotide exchange factor MSS4 homolog (gene strat). The transcript has 2 exons. Gene Ontology annotation, biological process: small GTPase-mediated signal transduction; post-Golgi vesicle-mediated transport. Bases 176 to 607 code for a protein of 143 amino acids. NCBI's taxonomy places the organism in Eukaryota, Metazoa, Arthropoda, Insecta, Lepidoptera, Pyralidae. Gene Ontology annotation, molecular function: guanyl-nucleotide exchange factor activity; zinc ion binding. The record is from RefSeq and is a predicted model, not a curated record. Gene Ontology annotation, cellular component: membrane; cytosol.
CUAUGUCAUUCAUAGAUAUUGCAAUUGCAAUUUGUCUUUCAAUUUGUCAAAAUUCAAUUAGUAUUUAAGUAAUUUAUUCCAAAAAAUUCUAAUAGAAAGCCGGUUAGAUUUUACUCUACUUAAAUUUUAUGUUAAGUAAGUGUAAAUUAUUUAAUUUUGAAUAAUUUUCAUCUAAAUGAAGUUUUGUACCCACAGUAAGAUCUUCAGUAUAUCUCUCAAUAUGUCUGAGACAGAAAAUAAUACUACGACUCCUGAAGAUGACCAAACAGAAUACGUCGAAGAUGGCAAGAACAAGAUGACUAUAAAAUGUCAAUUCUGUGGAUCCAAAAUACUUGAAAAGAAAACUGCCAAAUACAUUCCACAAAAGAAAGAACUGCCGCUAAUGAAACAGGAUGUAAAUAGAAAAGAAGGUGAGGUCCAAAAAGAAAUGUUAGAUGGGUAUUAUCAUGUAGAAAACAUGUAUAUUUUUGAAAAUAUUGGUUUCACCCAUCAAGUGGAAUCAUAUAAGUAUUUAAUAUGUGCUGACUGUGAUGCUGGGCCAGUGGGAUAUUAUGAUUUGGAUACAAAACAUAGUUAUGUUGCACUGUCUAGAGUAAUCCACUGUUAGUUAUGGGACCUAUUUGUCUACUCAAAGAAUGGAUAUCAGGAUAGGUGCUUGAAUGUUUGUAUAAAGAUUGACAAUUGAACAGGGCAUUAAUUGAACAAUGAAUAUUGAAAAAAAAAAAUGUAACAUCAUUGCCUAAAUUAAAAAGUAAAAUAAUGUUUAUGGUUCAUUAAAAAAACAGUUGAUAUUUUUACUUUCUUUUUUUUGGUUUUUAAUUUUUUUUUUUCAUUUUCUUGAUGUAGUAAUAACUUUUAAUUGCUACAGUAAUUAUUUCCUCUUCUGUAAUCAAUAAGUCAUAGACUUUUUAAUAACUGCUACUUUUUUUUCUCUGCUCCUAUAUUUGCUCUACUGUUACAUUAUCUCGGCUCCUAUAUUUUUUACUCAAUUUAUAAAAGUAAUGCUAUAUGUAACUUAACUAUAUAUUCUGUCUGUUUAUAUGGUUGUUUAUCUUUUUGAUAAGUACAUAAAAAUUAAAUUUUAUAACUGUUUUAAAUAGAUGUACUUAUCUAUGUCUAGUUGCUUAAAAUGCUCUUUUUCAUUUGAAAAAAAAUUAUUAUAUUAAAUAAAACAUGUAUUAAGUAAAAAAUGUAUGUAAUUAUACAUUUUAUGUUAUAAUUUUAUUACAGCAUAUCUGCUUAUAGUAGAAAUAUAAGAUUAUAUAUUUUAGAAACAUUUUUUGUUUUUAUUCAUGUAUGAAAAUUGGCAUUCUAGAAAAAAAUUACCUGUCAGAUAUCAUCAUAGUUGUAGAAUACUGAUGGAUCUGACAAAUAUUACAUAUAUAGAUCUGUCAGUAUUCUACGACUAGGACGAUAUAUUCUAUUUAAGGCAAAUAUUUCUUAUAUACACUUGUGGUAUAAGAGUACUAGAAAGAAGUGUUGUUGAUAUUAAUUUUAAAUAAUGUGAAGUUUCAUGACAUAGGGAUCUUAAUAGUUGAAAUAAGUAGAAAAUGUUUAAUUUGCUUAAAUAAAAAUAUAAUUGUAUAGAUAUGUCAUAACAAAAUAAUGUUUUUAAUUUUGUAAACCUAUGUAUUAAUUGUUUUAAACAUAUUUUUAAAACCAAUUUUUUUUUUAUUAUUGUAUAGUGCAUGGAAUUAUAAAAGAAAUUGUAAUUUUAAAGUGAGACAAAGAAUAUAAUUUUACAGAUAUGUAACUAGGUAAUAAAUUACUUUUUUUUUUAAUUUUUAUAUUCCAAAUUUCUGUAAUAUUUUAUUGUUAUCUAUUUAAUUGAGACAUUUCUAUUAUACAAAUUGAUCAAUGUUACUAUUAUUUGAGAUCAGGUUCCUACUCAGUUAUUCUGCCCCUUCAGGCAAAUUAUAUUUGCCUCCUUUGACAAUGAUACUUUAAAUAGGCAUUGUUGUAAUUAUGCUUAUUUUCCCUGGGAUGGGGGGAGGGGCUGGCCCUUUAAAAUAGCAGGUGUGCACUCUCCAACCAGUCUUUAUAACUAAAAAAUCCCCUCAUUCUGUGGUCACUCUAGAUCAGUGUAUCCCAACCUUUUUUGUGCCAUACCCCACUUGAAUAUUUCUAAAAUUUUUAUUCCCCUAUUCAUAAUUUUUCCCGACAAAGUUUACUUGACGACUCUAAUCGCCCAGUUGAUAUUUUUGUAACGUCAAACGAAAUUAUACCUAAUAAAUAUUUA